ACGUGUCGCGUACUCAACGAAACGCACAACACAAUCACCCCUUGCAGCGAUUAACAGGAAGCAAAGCACUUCCACCCACUUUUUUCGAACGUGCUUUUCUCUUUGUUUUUCCUUUCGCCUCCUCAUCCUCGGCCUUGUGUUCCGGAGGACAGGAGAGCGUAAGAUUCUCGCUCUCGGGAAUCUUGGAAGACUUUCUCGGAAUCCAAACACGCUCUACGCCACUCUCUACUCAAGUUUCAGCCUUUCUGUGAGGUUCGCCGGAUCUGGAUCACAACGAGCCACGCCACCCGGACUGCUCGCCGGAUUCGGUGGCAGUCAUGGCGGAGCCGACGGACAAUAGACGGAGCUCUUUGGGGAUUUCUGGAGAGGGUCCGGUGAGAAUCGAGGAAGAAACUGGAGGCGGAAGUAGCGGGAAUAGUGUAGAAUUGGAGAGUACAGUGGCCAGAGGCCACGGUGGCAGUAGCUCUACAGGAAUUUCUAGCGAGAGUUUGUCUAAAGGGAACACAUUACCGGUGGAGAUAUCAUCGAAGACUGAAAAAGUAGAAUCAAAUUCAGGUCCGCCUAAGCUAGAAAGAUCAAAAACUGACAGCACCAGACAUCAAAAUAUAUUGCCCAAAGACGCGGCAAGGAUUUUUAACGACAAAAUUUCGGUACACCAGAAGCUUAAGCUAUUAAACAGAAUAGCUACCGUGAAAGAUGAUGGGACCGUAGAAUUUGAAGUUCCAGGGGAUGUUGAACCUCAGUCUCUUGGUGGUGGGUACAAAGCUGCUCCUACUGAAGCUGCCGAUGAUGAACCUCUUGAUGAAGCAAAUCUUGAAUACAUACCGCCAAUGCAAAUAGUAAUGCUUAUUGUCGGGACGCGUGGAGAUGUGCAGCCAUUUAUUGCAAUUGGCAAACGUUUGCAGGACUAUGGCCAUCGUGUAAGACUAGCUACUCAUUCAAAUUUCAAAGAGUUUGUCUUGACUGCUGGUCUGGAGUUUUACCCUUUAGGCGGCGAUCCAAAAGUCCUUGCUGGUUAUAUGGUUAAAAAUAAAGGCUUCCUGCCAUCAGGGCCUUCUGAGAUUCCUAUUCAGCGUAAUCAAAUAAAGGAAAUUAUAUAUUCCUUACUUCCAGCUUGCAAAGAGCCUGAUAUGGAUUCUGGCAUCCCUUUUAAAGCUGAUGCAAUCAUUGCAAAUCCCCCAGCAUAUGGGCAUACUCAUGUGGCGGAGGCACUAAAAAUACCUCUUCAUAUAUUUUUUACGAUGCCAUGGACGCCAACUAGUGAAUUUCCACAUCCUCUGUCCCGCGUCAAGCAAUCAACUGGAUAUAGGCUUUCAUACCAAAUUGUUGACUCCUUAAUUUGGCUUGGUAUACGAGACAUGAUUAAUGAUGUUCGGAAGAAAAAGUUGAAACUAAGACCUGUCACAUAUUUAAGUGGUUCACAAGGCUCUGAUUCUGAUGUGCCACAUGGAUAUAUAUGGAGUCCCCAUCUUGUUCCUAAACCAAAAGAUUGGGGACCUAAGGUUGAUGUGGUGGGAUUUUGCUUCCUUGAUCUUGCAUCAAAUUAUGAACCUCCAGAACUACUUGUGAAGUGGCUUGAAGCUGGUGACAAGCCUAUAUAUAUUGGUUUCGGUAGCCUGCCUGUUCAAGAGCCAGAAAAAAUGACCCAGAUAAUUGUGGAAGCAUUGGAAAAGACAGGGCAAAGGGGCAUCAUCAACAAAGGCUGGGGUGGCCUUGGAAACUUGGCUGAACCAAAGGACUUCAUAUAUUUAUUGGACAACUGCCCUCAUGACUGGCUGUUUUUACAAUGCAAGGCUGUGGUGCAUCACGGAGGUGCUGGAACAACAGCUGCUGGUCUAAAAGCUGCAUGUCCAACAACUAUUGUUCCUUUCUUCGGAGACCAACCUUUCUGGGGAGAGCGAGUACAUGCCAGAGGAGUGGGCCCUGCACCCAUUGCUGUUGAUGAGUUCUCACUUCCCAAGUUGGUUGAUGCAAUAAAGUUUAUGCUUGAUCCGAAGGUGAAGGAGCGUGCUGUUGAACUUGCCAAGGAUAUGGAGAAUGAGGAUGGCGUAACAGGUGCAGUGAAGGCCUUCUUUAAGCAUCUUCCUUGCAGAAAGCCUGACCCCGAGCCAGAACCAGGGCCAUCAAGCCUUUUCUCUGUAAGCAGAUGUUUCGGUUGUUCCUGAAAGUCUUUCUAUGGCAUUUUUGACUAGCCAUUCAAUCUGUUUAUCACAGUAUAGCAUGAAUAGAUGUCCUGACUGUGCUUAUAAAGAAAUAGAAAAUUCAGGCCCCUACUCAUAGUCUUGUUCAUAAUUCUCGACCCUACUUGAAAAUUUGUAAUUAUUUAUUUUGUUCACUUUCAACAUUUAUUCAGAGAAAGCCAUGAUUGUUCUAAUUUCUCCCCAAGGAUUAAUUGUACA
Prunus dulcis (almond) is the source of this 2399-nucleotide messenger RNA. Its product is annotated as sterol 3-beta-glucosyltransferase UGT80A2. The transcript is spliced from 14 exons. Gene Ontology annotation, biological process: carbohydrate metabolic process. Bases 318 to 2165 code for a protein of 615 amino acids. NCBI's taxonomy places the organism in Eukaryota, Viridiplantae, Streptophyta, Magnoliopsida, Rosales, Rosaceae. Gene Ontology annotation, molecular function: UDP-glycosyltransferase activity; hexosyltransferase activity. The record is from RefSeq and is a predicted model, not a curated record.